Messenger RNA from Zonotrichia leucophrys gambelii, 916 nucleotides. RefSeq names its product acid-sensing ion channel 1C-like. NCBI's taxonomy places the organism in Eukaryota, Metazoa, Chordata, Aves, Passeriformes, Passerellidae. Gene Ontology annotation, biological process: sodium ion transmembrane transport. The transcript has a single exon. The record is from RefSeq and is a predicted model, not a curated record. The annotation marks the transcript as partial. Gene Ontology annotation, cellular component: plasma membrane. Gene Ontology annotation, molecular function: ligand-gated sodium channel activity.
CUGGGCAGCUUCAGGGGCAGUCUGCAGCCCACUUUCCAGAGGAGACACCCUGAAUGCAGCCAUGCCGCUGCCCCUUGCCUGCUGCCAGGACGGGGAAGUUCUGACACCACCCCAGGACAGCAGCGCGCCCCAGCUCGUUGUCGGCAUCCUACGAGCCACCCGGAUCCCCGGCCUGCACUACAUGUGUACCCGGCCCCAGUCCCGCCUGCGCCGCCUGCUCUGGAGCCUGGCCUUCCUGGCCUCCGCCGGGCUGCUGGCCACCGGCGCCGCCGACCGCCUGCACCACCUGCUCUCGCGGCCCGUGCACACCCGCGCACGCCUCGCCUGGGCACCCCAGCUCCGCUUCCCGGCUGUCACCCUCUGCAACCCCAACCGGGCACGCUUCCUGCACCUCACCAAGCCCGACCUCUACUCGGUGGGAGAGUGGCUGGGGCUGGCCCGGGAGAACCACUCGCUGGUGCCCGAGAUGCUGGCCGUGCUGGGGGAGGACCAGCGUGCCUGGCUGACGCGUCUGGCCAACUACUCGCGCUUCCUGCCACCCCGCCGCUCCGAGCGCACCAUGCAGAGCUUCUUUCACCGCCUGGGCCACCAGAUCGAGGACAUGCUGGUGGAGUGUCGCUUUCAGGGAGAGCGCUGUGGCCCCCAGCACUUCACUCCCGUGAGUUCCCUCCUGGAAGGUGCAGGACAGCUGGGCUGCCCCAUCGGUACUGGGAAUGAUGCUUCACCCCCACUCCAGCAAGGGUGGAGGAGUGGUGCAGUAGGGAGUCAGGCUGAGAUGAGCCUUUCCAAAGGUCAUGAAAGACUGUACCUUCCUUCCAUCACCUCCUUGGAAUCAAAAAGGAGUUUCUGGACCUCAUCCUGCUUGCAGAAUACUCGACCAGAUCCCCGCCUGCUCCCUUACCACUGCUCUCUCCAU